Truncatella angustata is the source of this 3191-nucleotide messenger RNA. RefSeq names its product helicase C-terminal domain-containing protein. Gene Ontology annotation, cellular component: nucleus. The coding region runs from base 201 to 2828 and encodes 875 amino acids. Gene Ontology annotation, molecular function: hydrolase activity, acting on acid anhydrides, in phosphorus-containing anhydrides; DNA binding; DNA helicase activity. The transcript is spliced from 4 exons. The record is from RefSeq and is a predicted model, not a curated record. Gene Ontology annotation, biological process: nucleobase-containing compound metabolic process; establishment of sister chromatid cohesion. NCBI's taxonomy places the organism in Eukaryota, Fungi, Ascomycota, Sordariomycetes, Amphisphaeriales, Sporocadaceae.
ACAAUUUGACUACCUCUUUGCCUGCAUAAUGGUUAGCUUGUGCACAUCCACCAACCAUAUUCCUAGCCGCAUUCCAGCAUGUCCAUAGUAUUCAGAACAUCAAAUUGCUGAACCACUCAAAGUCACGUACAAUAUGCCAUAUACUCGUGCAUGUACAUGGUGUUCCAGUCCUCAGCAAGCCAAACUAGCAUAUCGUCCAAAUGGUACAAGAAGCGGUCGAUGAUGUCGCCAGCGGCAUACGAAAGAUUGAUUUCAACCACCCCUACACACCAUAUGAUGUGCAGCAACAGUUCAUGAAAGCUGUCUACGAUAUUCUGGAACAAGGCGACGGCCAAAUAGGCAUUUUGGAAAGCCCGACGGGCACAGGCAAAUCGCUCUCUCUCAUUUGCGCAGCUCUGACAUGGCUUCGCCACCACAAGAAGUCCAUUUUUGAAGCCUCGGUAGAAGAUACAGCCAGGGCGUUCAAAGAUGAGCCCGAUUGGAUCAUUGAGCAAAUGCUGAAGAGGAAGCGAGAACAGGUAGUUCAGCAGUGGGAAGAGCGCGAGGCAAGGCUCAAGCGUAUACGGACUAAGGAGAGAUCACUGGAAGCACGUGGCAGCAAGAGGAGACGUGUUGAUGACUCGAACUCAAAGCACAACCCGUCAAAUGACAAAGACGAUACUGAAUGGCUUCUCAUUGAUCGGGAGGAUCCGGGUAUGCAGCAAGAUGGCGAGGCUCAAAGCUUUAGCAAGGAAACGAGGACACUGAUGGAGAAGCUGGGCAUGGGGCAACUCAAGCAGGAUGGCGACGAAGAAGAUCGCAUAGAAGAGCCUCUGAAGAUCUACUAUACAUCCCGAACUCAUUCGCAGCUUACCCAGUUCAUAAACGAGCUGCGAAGGCCAAAGUUCCCGCCAUCUGUGCCAGAAGACCUACUUUCGGGCGAGAACCAGUCCGAAGGCGAGACUAUCAAGCAUAUACCAUUAUCUUCACGUCAGCGUCUGUGCAUCAACCCAUCAGUCUCAAGACUUGGCAGUCUUGCUGCAAUUAACGAUAGAUGCAAAGAUUUGCAACAAUCCAAAUCUGAUAGCAAAUGCCACUUUGUGCCAAAUGCAAAUAACAUCAGCCAGACGCAUCAAUUCCGUGACAGUGCUCUAGCAUCGUUGCCCGACAUUGAGGACCUUUUUGAUCUUGGCAAGAAGUUGGCAGUAUGUCCCUAUUAUGCUUCCAGAACCGCACUUCCCGAGGCUGAGAUCAUCACCUUGCCUUAUCCCUUGCUGCUCCAACAGACAGCAAGAGAGGCGCUUGGAAUCGAUCUGAAGGGCAGCGUCGUUAUCGUUGACGAAGCGCACAACAUCAUGGAUGCGGUCGCCAAUGUUUAUGCCUCCGAAAUCAGCCUCAGUGACUUGAAGCGUGGCAGGCAGAUGCUGGGAGGGUACGUUAAAAGAUUUGGCAAAAAGCUCAAGGGCGAGAAUAGGGUCAUGGUUGCCCAGGUGGCAAGAGUUAUUGAUGGUUUGAGCGAGUGGUUAACCGGAGCGUCACAAUUAAAGAAUGACCACGGUAUUGUUGACCCGAAUGCCCUGUUACAGACAAAAGCCAUCGAUCAGAUCAAUUUAUAUAAGUUGAUCCAAUACAUUCAAGAAUCGAAACUGGCUUACAAAAUCGAGGGGUACGCUGCGCAUGUUGAGGAGCAAACUGCACAGACCGCCGGCGUUGUGUCAUCAACGCCCGUCCUGCACGACCUCGUGUCUUUCCUUGUGUCGCUCACGAACCUCGGCUCGGAAGGGCGGAUUUUCUUUCAGAAGGAUAUGAGUUCCCCACGGCCCGAUAUAAAGCUUUCCUACCUUCUGCUGUCUCCAACGCAUGCCUUCUCGUCCGUCGCUUCUAGUGCGCGAGCUGUCAUUCUAGCUGGAGGCACGAUGUCUCCAUUUGAGGAUUACACUGCGCAUCUCUUUCCAGACCUUCCGCUAGAUAAAAUCACGACACUAAGCUGUGGGCAUGUUAUUCCCGCCUCGAAUCUCUGCGUUUGGACUCUGGCUGCUCCUCGACCGGGACCUUUGGAUUUUGAGUUCAGUUUUCAAAAACGUAGCGACAAGACCAUGGUUCGAGAGUUAGGGAUUGCAAUUCUCAACAUGUGCAGUGUUGUACCAGACGGCAUGGUCGUGUUCUUUCCCAGCUACGGGUAUCUAGAUGAGGUCGUCGCCACAUGGAGCGAAAUGUCGUCUACUACUGGGUCCGUCAAGCAAGAGUCUAUCUGGGCAAGGCUGCAAGCCAAGAAAGCACUCUUCAGAGAGUCCAAAGGUGGCUCAAGUGACGAGGUCCUCGCAAAGUACAGCGAAGCCAUCCUAGGUGAUCCGUCGAAGCCCAACUCCAAUGGCAAUGGCACAGGUGCCCUGCUCCUUAGUGUCAUCGGUGGGAAAAUGAGCGAAGGCAUCAAUUUCUCCGAUCGUCUCGGCCGCUGCGUCAUCAUCGUGGGUCUCCCUUAUCCCAAUAUCAAUUCACCAGACUGGAAAGCGAGGAUUGAGUAUAUCGAAUCCACGACCAUAAACCGUCUAUUGGCAGGUGACCCCGCUCGGAAUAAGACAGAAGCGGCCGCGACUGCGAAGCAAACAUCGAGAGAUUUCUAUGAGAGCGCGUGCAUGCGCGCGGUUAAUCAGAGCAUUGGCCGUGCUAUCAGACACAAGGGUGACUAUGCGGCCAUCGUGCUUGUGGAUCGCAGGUUUGGGACGGAGAGGAUCAGGCGAAAGCUUCCCGGUUGGAUACAGGGUGGCAUGGUGGAUGGUAGCGAGAAGGGUGGCCUAGGGCAAUUGAUGGGAAAGCUCGGGAGCUUUUUCAGAAGCAAGAAGAGUUAGGGAUUAUGAUACGUCACGGAUUUCUCCGUGGUCGUUGCUCCUAUGGUCAGAAUUUAUAUGUUCGUGGAUUCAGGACUGCCACUUCUCACUGCCAUGACAAAAUUACUGGUUCUUCCAAUAUGAGGGUGGACCGAACUUGUCUAUAAUCACUGCCUGUGGAAAACAACUUAUAUACAUCAAAGUCAACUCCCCUUUGCCAUAUGCGCCAUAUCUCAUGAGCCCCAGCGUUAAAGAGAACACCGUGGUCAACUGCCGAGUGUACUUAGCCAGAGCGACAGAAGAGAAGAUGCCCACAUCACUUAGCCUGCCGUUCCUCGCCUCUUCGAUCAAACUCGCCGCUUCCGGCGCCCAGAUCCACCUCGU